AUGGUUGCAAUUUCAAAAGUACUCAACAGUGGUUUAUUAUUAGCUGGUCAAAGUGUUUUCCAAGAUGUGGCUACCCCACAACAAGGAUCAGUUCAAUCAUAUAAUAUUCUUAACUUCCCUGGUGGUUCAGCUCCCUAUAUUCAAAGACAAGGUUAUGGUAUUUCAACUGAUAUUCCACAAGGUUGUAAAAUUCAACAAGUUCAAUUGCUUUCAAGACAUGGAGAAAGAUAUCCAAGUAAUUCAGUUGGUAGAAAUUUAGAAUCAAUUUAUAAAAAAAUUCAAGAUUAUUCUGAAAAUUCUACAUUUCUGGGAGAUUUAGCAUUCUUAAAUGAUGGUUAUGAAUAUUUUGUACCUGAUUCCGACUUAUAUGAAAAAGAAACAAGUCCAAAGAAUUCAGAAGGUACUUAUGCUGGUACUUCCAAUGCAUUAAGACAUGGUGCUGCAUUUAGAGCUAAAUAUGGUUCAUUGUACGAGAUUAAUUCCACUUUACCUGUUUUUUCAUCUAAUUCUGGUAGAUGUUAUGAAACUUCAAGAUAUUUUGCUAGAGGAUUCUUAGGUGAUGAUUUUGAAGAAGGUGAAACUGUUAAAUUUAGUAUUCUCGAUGAAGAUGAAGAAUCUGGUCUUAAUACUUUAACUCCAAGACAUAGUUGUCCAAAUUAUGAUUCACUGGCUAACAAUGAUAUUGUCAGAGAAUAUAAUACUUCAUAUUUAAAUGAUAUUGCCGAUAGAUUAGAAGAUCAAAAUCCUGGUUUCCAAUUAACCACCUCUGAAGUUAACUAUCUUUUUGAAUGGUGUUCCUAUGAAAUCAAUGUUCGUGGAUCAAGUCCAUUCUGUAAUCUUUUCACCAAUGAAGAAUAUAUUAGAAGAAGUUACUAUACUGAUUUAUCCAACUAUUAUAGCAAUGGUGCUGGUAACAAUUUUACAAGAAUAGCUGGUAGUCCAAUGUUGAAUGCUUCUUUGGCUCUUUUAAAGGAUACUGAAAACGAUAACCAAAUCUGGUUGUCAUUCACACAUGAUACUGAUUUAGAAGUUUUUCAUUCUGCCUUGGGGUUAUUAGAACCAGCUGAGGAUUUACCAACUGAUUAUAUCCCAUUCCCAAAUCCAUAUGUUCAUUCAUCUAUUGUUCCACAAGGUGCUAGAAUUUAUACUGAAAAAUACCAAUGUGAAGAUGAUGAAUCAUACGUGAGAUACAUUAUCAAUGAUGCUGUUGUUCCUAUUCCUAAAUGUGCCACUGGUCCUGGGUUUUCAUGUAAAUUAGACGACUUUGAAGAUUACGUCAAUGACAGAAUUGGUGAUAUUGAUUUUGUUGAGCAAUGUGGUGUCAAUAGUAGUUAUCCAUCUGAAUUGACCUUCUAUUGGGAUUACCAAAACACUACCUAUGAUGCUCCAUUGGGUAACUUUUAG
Candida tropicalis MYA-3404 is the source of this 1404-nucleotide messenger RNA. RefSeq names its product histidine phosphatase family protein. The record is from RefSeq and is a predicted model, not a curated record. NCBI's taxonomy places the organism in Eukaryota, Fungi, Ascomycota, Pichiomycetes, Serinales, Debaryomycetaceae. The transcript has a single exon. Gene Ontology annotation, molecular function: acid phosphatase activity. Gene Ontology annotation, cellular component: fungal-type cell wall. The coding region runs from base 1 to 1404 and encodes 467 amino acids.